Aplysia californica (California sea hare) is the source of this 3458-nucleotide messenger RNA. RefSeq names its product prickle planar cell polarity protein 3. Lineage: Eukaryota; Metazoa; Mollusca; Gastropoda; Aplysiida; Aplysiidae. Gene Ontology annotation, molecular function: zinc ion binding. The record is from RefSeq and is a predicted model, not a curated record.
AAAAAUCUGUCGCCACUGCAAGUGUCCACCUGAAGUCCACGACAUGAGCGUGGGCGGGGAUGAGGCUGGGGGCGGCGCCUCGCGGGGGGCGGGGCGUGCGUCACGAGACCCCAAGCGUAACUCCACCUCCGACGACGAUAGCGGCUGCCCAUUGGAGGAGUUCGCCUGGGUGCCGCCUGGUCUACAGCCAGAGCAGGUACACCUGUACUUCAGCUGCCUGCCAGAGGAGCGCGUGCCCUACCUGAACAGCGUGGGUGAGAAGAACCGGAUCCGCCAGCUCCUGCAGCAGCUGCCCCCGCACGACAACGAGGUGCGCUACUGCCACGCCCUCUCGGAAGAGGAGCGACACGAACUGCGCAUGUUCAGCGCGCAGCGGAAGCGAGACGCUCUCGGAAGAGGAAGUGUCCGGAUAAUGGGGCAGGACGCAGCAGACGCGGCUUGCUAUCAGAGAUCAUCUUUGCGGACGAGUGCACAGAGGCAGAGGGCAGCAGCUGGCACAUGAAACACUUCUGUUGCCUGGAGUGUGACCGCCAGCUGGGGGGUCAGAGGUACAUCAUGCGCGAGGGCCGGCCCUACUGCUGCUCGUGCUACGAGAACAUGUUCGCCGAGUACUGCGACACAUGCGGCGAGCACAUCGGCGUGGACCAGGGACAGAUGACGCACGACGGGCAACAUUGGCACGCCUCUGAGACCUGUUUCCGCUGCCACACCUGCCAGACCAGUCUGCUGGGCCGGCCUUUCUUGCCCAAGCACGGGGUGAUUUACUGCUCCGCGGCAUGUAGCAGGGCGGGCUCCAUGACGACGCAGACACCACGAAGGCCAGAGGAUUAUCUGGUGAACAUGCAGGAGGCUAGAGUUAGCUCCCCUGUGAGUCACGUGAUGCAGGAAGGCCGGGCUGGGAUACAGGAAGUGCUGAGACAGCAGUAUACAUUGCCGGAUAGUCUCCCUUCUUCAGAUCGUGACCAGGGUUAUGCUACAAGCAGUAACAGUGAGGUGUACGCUCCUGGUAUGUUUGAGGUGCACGCUGAGGCGGGGACAGAGGGGGAGGAGGAGGAGGAGGAGCCUGUCUACACACUCAACGUUGACGGACUGGUGGACGCACUGCCUCUACAGGAAGCCAAGCGGCGGAAUCGGCUGUCCCAGUUUUCCAUGCCGGACUUGAGUCAGGGCGAGCCUGAGCUGGAGGCGGAGUCAACGGCCGGACAAUCUGAACACAACAGCGACCCAUUGAGUCCCAGUAACAACAGCCAGCCCAGUCAGUCUGGGUCGGAGAAGAAUAUGAGCGUACAUUAUGCCUCGGUGAGCGUGCCCCAUCACUACCCAGCCGACGACCCCAACACUCUCAUGUCUCCGGCAGCCAUGAUGAUCAUGCACCCGAGUAACGGUCACCACUACCACCACCACCAUCAUCACCACCACCAGCAGCAACAUCAGGAGAUGCUACGACAACACAGCUUCCACCACCACAACAACAACCACCAUAUGGUCGACCCACACUUGAACGGGUUUCAUCACCAAAACAUGACAGGUUUUCCGCUUCAGCAAGGAGGUCACCCAGUGUAUCGCCAAGCCACUCCAGCUUCAGUGAGGUCCUACCCUGAGUUGCCAAACACCCGGAUCUCCGAGCCGAGGGAGCCUCUUGUUCUCCCGGAUUCAGCGAGACCACCUCUUCCCCUCCCACGCAACGCGGCCGGUAUACCUCUCCCAGACAGCACCAAGAUGAACCCAAUCACCCGACCGCCCAGCGGGCAGGCUCGAAGCCCUAGACCCAAUGGUUGCCCCCGUAGUCAGAGCUUUGAAGGUCGCCCCGGCAGCACCUCGGCUCAGAGCGGGUCCAACAUGAGCAGCUCGCGUUCCCAUGGCAGCAGCAGCCACAGCAACCACCAUCACAACCACCACAGCCACCAGUCAUCGCAUCAGCACAGCAACAAGGCUGGGGCCACCAAGACUCAGCAGCGCCCACCAGUGCUGGAUAGCUCUGCAGCUGACCGGUUUAUGUUCGGAAAUUUUGACGACGACAGAUGCAGCACCUGCUCUAGUUCCACCGACUCUGAUGAGUUUGACUAUUAUUAUCACUUGUCGCCUCGCGCCAGUAACAAAAUCUCUUAUGUGGACGACAUGGGCAUUGGUGGCACUGCUAGGAACCAUUCUUCAGUCCAGGGCAGGAGUCGCCGGCAUCGACAGAAAAACAAACAGUGCACCAUUCAGUGACAUAUGCGUUCCUUUGAGAACUGUACAUCUCUUCAUUUCACCGUGUAUAUAUAUAUAUAUAUACACUAUAUAAGCAUUUUGAAAAUCUACCCACAGUGUCUGGUGUAAAGGUAAGGCUCUUUUCCCUGUUGCGUGUGACAGUAUGAGUUCGAUUCCUCUGUGGGGAAGUUAUUUCAUCGAAUAUCUCCAUCUGCCUGUGAGGGUGAUGUAUUCCACUCAUCUGGAGUUGGCCCAGACAGUCAGGCUGAAGCAACCCACCUCCUGAAUGAUCUGAACUGUGUUGAGGAGUGUGUUCCACUUACAGUCAAUCGCCCUCCCACCAAGGCUUGUGUGAGACAGGAGGAGAUGCUGAAAUAAUACUCAGUGUGUACUCAUCCAAAUGUCUUUUUUGUGUUUUGAACUUCGUUGCAGGUGACACGGAUCUCUUGCUUGUCUUUUCUUGUGAUACGGAGUUUGUUCUGGUGUGCAAGUGUGUGACAUUUGCUUAGCUUUAGCUUGCUACACAGACCCUAUCCCAGCGCAUUAUGAUGCCCUUGUGAUACAAAGGUGUACAAAAUAUCCUCAAACUUAAUGUCAGUGGUGUACCAUACUUUUUUUUUCGGGUGUACCAUACUUCUUCUGGUAUCACACACGCUGCAAGUGAUUCUCUGUUGUUAAAGUGCACUCAAAUUUGACUGGUCUUUGGAAUACAAACAGGUUCACAAAUUAAUUGUGUGAUUGUCUUGUCAUAUGUUAAUAAUUUCAGUACCUACAGUAAAAUGGCUCCCUGUUGUGUAAAUAUGAUUAAUAUGAUAAAUCUGUUUGAUUUAUUCAGCUUCUUCUGCUUCUAGUUGCUGUGGUGGAUAGCAUUGUAGCCCAAGCCUCUCUGUAUAGCUAGGAAGCGCAUCAAUGUGAUCGUUUGUAUCUGAGCUGGCCAAUUGCCCUGUGUCGUUUGUUCUGUGGUAGUUUCAAUGCAAACGACUUUUUGACAGUCUGCUCAUUUUCUUACAAAAGUAGGCAGGAAAGUGAACAGACUCUGGUCUUAGCUCGUUGAUGUUGCUAAGUCUAGUUGUUGGUACUUUCUGUUGUUUGUACUUUUCUUUAAGGCAAGUCAUCUUUGUGUAGUCGUAGGUCAAAAUGUGUGCUAGUAAUUUUGAGACUGUUGGAAUGUUUUAAAGUUUGUUUUUGGGAGGGAGGGGGGAUCCAGGGAUGGUCAUGUGAUAAGCUGAAUCAUUUUUUUCUUUAAAUCUGUACAAAACUAGGCAAAA